Messenger RNA from Struthio camelus australis, 3370 nucleotides. RefSeq names its product methionine sulfoxide reductase B3 (gene MSRB3). Lineage: Eukaryota; Metazoa; Chordata; Aves; Struthioniformes; Struthionidae. The record is from RefSeq and is a predicted model, not a curated record. Gene Ontology annotation, biological process: response to oxidative stress; protein repair. Gene Ontology annotation, cellular component: cytoplasm. Gene Ontology annotation, molecular function: peptide-methionine (R)-S-oxide reductase activity.
GCGCGCAGGCCGCCUGGCACUGCGCGCCGCGAGACAGAAUAGGAAGACGUUUUAUGAUCAGCUGCGGGAGCACAAUAAGGCUGCAGCUUUGCUAGGGGGUCGGAGGAGACCGCGAUCAACUUCUGUCUGAGUCAGGAAACGUCCAAGACAAAACCCUCCCUUAGUACAUUUCUGGACACUUGCAGCCUGCAGCUCUUUUGCUGUGAUAUUCCAAAAAAGAAAGAAGGCGCCUUGAAGGAGCUCUUGCCCCUGUUCUUUGCCUCUGGUUUUGUUGGUGAGGAUAUCACAGUGAUGUCUGCAUUCAACCUGCUGCAUUUGGUGACAAAGAGCCAGCCAGUGGCCCUGCGAGCCUGUGGGCUUCCCUCAGGGUCAUGUAGGGAUAAAAAAGACUGUAAGGUGGUCUUUUCCCAGGAGGAGCUGAGGAAGCGGCUGACACCCUUGCAGUACCAUGUCACUCAGGAGAAAGGGACUGAAAGUGCCUUUGAGGGGGAGUACACACAUCAUAAAGCUCAAGGAAUAUACAAAUGUGUUGUUUGUGGAACUCCUUUAUUCAAGUCAGAAACAAAGUUUGACUCCAAUUCAGGUUGGCCUUCCUUCUACGAUGUGAUUAGUCCCGAUGCAAUUACUUUCACUGAUGAUUUCUCCUAUGGGAUGCACAGGGUUGAAACGUCCUGCAGUCAGUGCGGUGCUCACCUGGGGCAUAUUUUUGAUGACGGACCUCGUCCAACUGGCAAACGAUACUGCACAAACUCUGCUUCAUUAUCUUUCAAACCAGUAGACAAGAACAACGCUGGAGAAGGCAGCGGUAACACCCGUCCUGCCCAAACAGGCAAAGCUGAGCUGUAGGACAAAGCAAGGCCUGCAGAAAACUGUUCGGAUCCCACACAGCUUACAAGGAAUGUUCUCUGAAUUGCCUGCUAUCUUAUAUCCUAAGAAUGUUUAAAUGCUUGAAACCGUUCUGCAUCAUCCUUUUUUCUUCCCCUCUCUUUUGGAAUUGAGGCCUUGCUUGCCAGUGUAUUUUGCUAUGUAAUUGGAUUUAAAAAUGUGUUGACUGAAUCCAGGGAUUUUCCCUUUUUUUUUUUUUUUUUUUGGAGAUUGCUUUGGGGAAUCCUUAAAUCAAGAGGCUUUUGCACCAUUAGUUUCUUCUUAAUGCUGUGUUACUCUAGGUUUGAACGGUUUUCCUUUUUGUUAGGGAGAUGGGAACUGUGGCUAUCACCCGUCUAUAGGAAACUUCUGGGCGUAAGAAAAUCCUGAAUUCCCAGCACAUCUAUGCUUUGUUCUGACUUGUGAGGCAUGCAGCCUUUGGACAUAUGUAUUCAACCAUCUUCCAGUAUCAACCGCACCCUGCAAAAACUUGUACUUAUGGCUGUUCCUUCCCAACUGAGAGAGAUAGAUUAGAUGUAAAGCCCAUCCUUUGGCUAAUUUACUGCCAAAAUUUCAAGGGUGUGGUUGAACAGAUGUAAGCAUUGUCUCAGCAUCUAUUUUUCCCCUUUGUUCAGUAUUUAAAUCAAGGUUUUAACUAGCAAGGCUCACUUACGCAGGUCACUAAUGAGACACUGUCUGUUUUUGUGAGGCCUGUUCUGCAGCUAUGACUCAGUUCUGAAUUAAAGUUGAAAUCUGCAGGGGGUAAUUGUACAGACAAGUGCAGAGAUAAACUGGAGAACUGAACAAGAUGAGGGAUGACACUAAGCUCUUCAUCUUGUUGGUCGCUACAAGGGUUCAGAAACAUGACAGUUUCAGCUAAAAGAGAGCUUAGGAAUGCAACAGAAAGUGGGACACCCUUGUGAAGUAUCCAAUUUGAAGUUUAAGCUGCCUGGACAUGUAAUGCCUACAGGGCCACAGCCUUUAUUUCGGGUAACUACACUGUGGGUCACGAGUGAGAGAGCUGAUUCAACAAAUGAAUAUGAAAAAAGCCUGGCAAAGCUCCAGAAAUUUUCACAUUGUGACAAAGUAUGCUGCCCCGCAAGAUGUUUUUCACAGCUGCUCUUAGAUUUUGUUCAAUAAAAGUUAGUCUAGAAUUAUACAUAAUACUGUUCUUUAAUCUGUAAUGAUACAGUAUUAGCAAACACCACUUUGCCUUUAAGUGCUGAGUGACUUAUGAGAUACAGUAUUUUCUUUUAUUAGCAAACUUUGUGACUGACAUAUUUAGAUCCAAUUUUGUUUCCAGGAGGAGCAAAACAAUAACUGAUUUUAAUGGAAGCAGGAUUGAGGUUUUUAUGUCAGUGAUAAUAAACAUUACCUGAAGUACAAACAUCCUUUAGUUAAAAUAGAGCUACUAUAAAAGCAUACAGAAUGGUCAAAAUUGCCUUUUUUAGCAACAUAAGGCAGGCAUGAAAAAUGCAUACAAUGCCUUAACGUAGGAUAGAUGCAAAUAAAGAGGCUAAAUAUUUAGAGCUAAAACAUUCAGCCUCUGUGGUAGUGAGCACCUCUUUGCAUGAGUAUUCCCCCAGAUGUCAUGCAAGCAAUUGCUCAUCAGCAACAGGAAAGGCUGUGCAGCCUGACCUUUGGUGUUUCAAGGCAGUCGGGUUUCUCCUGAUCCCAUUGCUUUUUAGCAGUUUCUUACAGAAGGAUUGCUCUUAUCCCCUGCCUUUAUUUAAAGAAAAGUAAGUUUUCUCUACCACAUUUUCUGACAUAAACUUAAAAAAGGCAGCAUCUAUAAAAAUGUGGUACAUAAAUGUGGUUUAAUUCCAGAUUGCUGUUGGAUUUAAGUGCUAUCAAAUUUCAGUGUAUUUCUGCCUUAUGUUAAAGAAAUAUAUUACUUAAACUUCAGUACGCAGUAAUGUAUGCUGUCCUACAGGAGAUUUAUUUUUGCAGGAUAUGGAGUGCAAUGAAAUGAGUCAAUAUGGUGAGGUGUAUGUGAUCUCUGGGAGUUAGACCAUUUAACAUAGGAAAUGCAUUGUUCUCUCUUGCGCGCAAACUAUACCACAGCACAGUGCAAGGUAAGACAGAUUUCCUUUUAUUGCUCUUAGAAGAUGCUAGGAAGGGCUGGUAUUAAACACUCCAAAUUUCGUUCAGUCUGGUUGUGGUCGUAACAGAGGAAACUUAGGAGCUGAGCACAAUAUAGAGAAUAUUUCUGUAUGUUAAAAUUUUGCACUGCCUAGAUGCUUAUAAAAACUGAAUGCAAAUUAUGUAGAAAUAGCAAAUUAUAUUUUAUAAUCUCUCUCUAUUGUUACUCAGAUGUUUAAAUAGCAUACCUUAAAAUAUCAUGUAAAAGUCACAUAUGUUAUUUAUAUAGAUUAUAUAUAUAAAAUAUUGCACAUGUUUUUUAUAUAUAUAUAUGUACACAUGCAUAUAUCUAUCCAAGUAUAAUUUUAGCCUUCAAUACCUUUUUAAUAACUGUAAGCCUUUCCUUAAAAGAGUUCAAUACUUU